Messenger RNA from Cetraspora pellucida, 585 nucleotides. NCBI's taxonomy places the organism in Eukaryota, Fungi, Glomeromycota, Glomeromycetes, Diversisporales, Gigasporaceae. The record is from the annotation of a GenBank genome assembly.
AAAAAAAUAAUAUGUGUAAACGAUCAAAGUUUAUUAAAAAUAUGGCAAGUAAUGAGAAGAUUAAAGAUUACAAACCUUCAAUAAUUGCAAAUGUUAUUAAGAAAGAGGCUUCUAAAGUGUAUGAAAACUCAGAUGUAGAGUAUUUGAAAACCAAGAAGGUUGCUAAUAUUAAGCAGAAGCUAGUUGGUUCAAUGAAUUUGCAUCUUGUUGAAAAUCAUGGCUGGUGUUUAUUUAUCUUAUACAUCUGUGAUGGCUAUGGUUGUUGGAAUGCCGGUGCUCAUUUCUUUGUCAAUAGAGAAACAAGUGAAGCUGUUGCAGCAGCAUUAAGAAUUAUUCGAAAUUUUGCUUCAUAUUGGAAUCCAUACCCCACACUUAACAAAAUGGUUCACGCGAUGCACAAAAGGACACAAGUUGGAUGUGAAGAUGUUGUUUAUAAUGCUGUAAAUACUUGUUCCAUUCAAGCUAAUGCAAAGUAUAUUACUAGAAAUUAUUUAAAAAAUUCGAGACAAUGGUCUCUCUGGGCUCGACAACACUUACUACUUCUUCUUCAAAUUACUUCUACUAAUCCUCUUGAAUCUUUUCACA